Messenger RNA from Misgurnus anguillicaudatus (oriental weatherfish), 1972 nucleotides. RefSeq lists its product as uncharacterized. The record is from RefSeq and is a predicted model, not a curated record. Lineage: Eukaryota; Metazoa; Chordata; Actinopteri; Cypriniformes; Cobitidae. Gene Ontology annotation, molecular function: ubiquitin-protein transferase activity.
AAUAGUACUAAGUGUACGUAAAGUGUAUUUAGUUCACUUUUUCAUGGGAUAGCAAUUAAUUCUUAACACCCUACCCCUAAUUCUCAAACCUUGGCUAUACGGCCAUGGUUUCUAAGUGUCAGUAAUAUUGCUUAUGAUGAGUAAAACUGCAGCCUUUAUGCACCCCUUAACAUGUGUGUAUUAUUAUUAUGUUUGUAGAUUGACCAGUCAACAGUAAAAACAAUGGAUGAAAAGACAUUGGAGAGUUUCCUGCCAGCUCUUGGUGAUAGGGUUGCAUUAAGGAAUUACUGUGACAACAACAACAUAAAACAAUCUAGAAAACUAAAUCUCCUAGAUAAAGUUCGGAAGAAGAUGAAACUUGGAAACAGCUCAAACUUUUCAGAAGACAUAGGUGAAGCGGAGGAAAGUGGGAGCAGAGGAAAGUUGUUGAUUGGAAAUAAAAAUGCUUGUAGAGGCACAAGACGGAUUGAAUUUGGAUGGCUACACAAUGGAAAGCAAGUUCGAACCAAAUGUGGUGGUGGGACAAGAAAGCUGGUUGUUCCAAAAACUGCUGGUUAUGAUGACCUCAUCAAGAUGGGAAAGGAGCUUUUUUUCCCUAAGGGUCAGUCAAAGAAAGGUUCUGAAGUCAGUUUCACUUUUAAGAUAUUUGAUUUUCAACAGUGUGAAAUGCCCCAUGAUAUCACAGUUGGAGCACUGUAUGAAACGGCUAAACUUGGAACACUGAGGUUCUAUUUAGCAACAGUUGAUAUCGAAGAAUCUUCAGAUUCUUCUGAGGAUCCUCAUUGUUCAGACACACCAUCAGAACAAGAUUACGACUGCUACAUAACAGGUGCAACCAGCCUGUCCUCUGACGAUGACGUACAGUUUGGUCCAGUGGAGGGUCCUGAGAACAGAUCUGAUGAAACUCUUCCCAUAGAUGCACCUCAAGAAGAGAUACCAUCCCAGUCAAGUGAGGUAGCACCUUUGGUAACACAUGAAGAAAAUUCCACCUCAAAGGUCCUGAGAGUACAUCGUGUCAACAUCUUGCAUGAUAUGGUGGAACAGUUCAAAGAUGCCAGUGUUGUGGAGGCCAAACUGUCAUUUAUCUUUGUUGAUGAAUGUGGUGUUGAUGCAUCAGGUGUCGCCAGGGAUGCGUUUUCAGGCUUUUGGGAAGCUUUUUUUCUGAAUUGUGCAGAUGGGGAAAUUGAGUAUGUUCCAGCACUUCAACCUGAAUAUGGAAAAGACGAAUGGGAGGCAGUAGGUAGAAUUCUACUAAAAGGAUAUCAGGCUCAUGUUUUUUUUCCAGUGAAGCUGUCAUUAGCCUUUGCAGUAUGUCUUCUUCAUGGGGAAAAAGAAGUGACAUCUGACAUGCUGAUUGAAUCUUUUUCGAGGUUUGUAACUCCAUUUGACAAAGACAUCAUUACCUCUGUGCUGGAAGGAAGAGAGUAUGACAGAGAUGACCUACUCGACAUGCUGUCCAGAAUGGGUGGUCACACUGUACCUGUUGAAGAUGCCAUAAAGGAUAUGAUUAUACAGACAGCACACAAACAACUUAUUCAAGAGCCUAUGUAUGCUCUUAAAAUGAUGGCUGGUAGUGCUCAGUGCACUUUAAAAAGUUUACUUCCAACUGUGUCUGCGGUUUCAGCCCUUUAUGAAGCCAAAAUUCCAACAGCGAAAGGCAUUAUUGCGUUGCUUAAAGCCAGUGAGAAGGAACCUUCUCAUACCAAAACAAUGCAGUUUCUUAAGCUGUUCAUUCGAUCACUUGACAAAGAUAAAAUGCAUAAAUUCUGUUUCCCUUCAAAUAUUUAACAAAAAUUGCAGUCACAAUGCUGCAUUUACAAUUGUUUUAUUUUCUUGGAAAAGCAACAGUUGAUGUUUGCUAAACAGUAACUUUAGUGUCAUAUAACAAAGAUGAUAAAAAUUUUAUUAAAAUUUAAUUUUACAUUUAUGGUAACAGGGCAUGUUGGAUGCAAAUUUAAAGAAAGUUGUAGUG